AUGCUACUCCUGCUGGGGCUGCUGGUCCUGGCCCUGGCCCCCCCACUCUCAGGAGCAGAGUCUGUCUGCAGGCUACUAGGGGAGGCACUGGCCCCAGAGUUAGAGGCAGAAGGAGACCUGAUCAUUGGUGGUAUCUUCACAUUUCGCACCGGUUAUAAGGGGCAGAUACCGACCUUUGAAAGCUUGCCAAAUCAGCCUGAAUGCAGAAACCUUAAUUACAGGGAAUUUAAAUUUGCGCACACUGUCAUAUUUGCUGUUGAAGAGAUCAAUAGAAAUCCCAGCAUCCUCCCACGGCACAGAGUAGGCUACAGGAUCUACAACGCCUGUGGAUACUCCAACAUAAUGAGGUCUGCCAUGGCACUGGCGAGUGGUGUGGAAAAGGUUAUUGAUGGGAGGAAUUGCUCACACUCGGUCAAAGCUGAAGCGAUCAUAGGGCACUCAGCAUCGGCUCCGACUAUGGGGUUCGCACGAAUAUUAGGACGCUUUCAAGUUCCUGUGAUCAGUCAUUUUGCCACAUGCCCGUGUCUAAGCAACAGGAAAGAGUAUCCCUCGUUCUUCAGGACCAUCCCCAGUGACUACUACCAGAGCAGAGCCCUGGCCAAGCUGGUCAAGCACUUUGGCUGGACCUGGGUCGGAGCCAUAAGCAAUGCUAACGAUUACGGCCUAAACGGCAUGGCUGGUUUUGUGAGGGCAGCAAAGGACGAAGGGGUGUGCAUCGACUAUCAAGUGGCUUUCGAGAGCACCGAUCCGGGACAUUCAGUUCGUAAAAUAGGGGACAUCAUCAGAAACGCCACGUCCAAGGUGAUCGUGACCUUCAUGUCACACAGAGAGAUUAAAGUGUUGGUGUCUGAGCUGCACAGGCAGAACAUCUCUGGACUGCAGUGGGUGGGCAGUGAAGCUUGGCUCACAGAUGACUCCCUCACAGACAGUGACGGGCAUCAGCUUUUGAUUGGAGCCAUUGGAUUCACUGUCAGAAAACAACAGAUUCCCGGUCUUGGACCAUUUCUACAGGACCUACAUCCUUCCAAGCACCCCAACAGCCAGUUUCUCAAAGAUUUCUGGGAGUCAGUCUUUGACUGUUCUUUGAAUCUACCAACAGGGAAUGAUGAAAGAAGACAAUGCAACGGAUCGGAGAAUCUCAGAUAUGUCAAUAAUGCCUUCACUGAUGUGUCUGAACUAAGGUUCAGCUACAAUGUUUACAAAGCUGUAUAUGCAGUGGCACAUGCUUUGCACAAUAUCUUCACCUGUCAGCCUGGCGAAGGGUCUGUUGCUAACAACACCUGUGCAACACCCACAGACACAAAACCAUGGCAGGUUUUACAAUACCUGCAACAAGUAAACUUCACCACAAAACAGGGUGAUAACGUGUAUUUCGAUAGCUAUGGUGAUUCUCCAGCCGGCUAUGAGCUUAUAAAUAUACAAAGAAUUCACAAAGGGACUAUGGAAGCAGCGGUAGUCGGCCAGUACAACACAUUUGCAACUACAGGACAACAGCUUCAACUACGAAAUGUGCCCGUGUCUGUGUGCAGUGAGAGCUGUCCCCCAGGGACCAGGAAGGCCCAACAGAAAGGAAAGCCCAUAUGCUGCUAUGACUGUAUACCGUGUGGAGAGGGAGAAAUAAGUAACACUUCAGAUGCAACUGAGUGUCUGAAGUGUCCGCCAGCAUACUGGUCCAACAAGCAGCGUGAUCAGUGUCUCUUAAAGACCAUCGAAUUUCUAUCCUACACAGAACUCAUGGGAAUUAUUUUAACAUUCUUUUCCUUGUUGGGUGCAUCUUUGACCAUAAUUAUUGCUGGGAUUUUCUACCAUUAUAAGCAUACGCCCAUAGUGAGAGCGAACAACUCAGAACUGAGCUUCCUGCUGCUCUUCUCCCUGACUCUCUGCUUCCUCUGUUCUCUUACUUUCAUUGGUCGGCCCUCUGAGUGGUCCUGCAUGUUGCGUCACACAGCGUUUGGGAUCACCUUUGUUCUCUGCAUCUCCUGUGUUCUGGGGAAAACGAUAGUGGUGCUAAUGGCCUUCAGAGCCACUCUUCCAGGCAGUAAUGUCAUGAAGUGGUUUGGGCCUCUGCAGCAGAGACUCAGCGUUCUUGGCUUCACUCUCAUACAAGUCCUCAUAUGUGUGCUCUGGUUGACCAUAUCACCCCCAUUCCCAUAUCAGAAUAUGAGUUGGUACCAACACAAGAUAAUCCUAGAAUGUCAUUUGGGUUCAGCUAUAGGAUUCUGGGCCGUGUUGGGCUAUAUUGGAUUCCUUGCUCUUUUGUGUUUCAUAUUGGCUUUUUUGGCUCGCAAAUUACCUGAUAACUUCAAUGAGGCGAAAUUCAUCACAUUCAGUAUGCUGAUAUUCUGUGCAGUCUGGAUCACUUUCAUACCAGCUUAUGUCAGCUCUCCUGGUAAAUUUACUGUAGCCGUGGAGAUAUUUGCUAUUUUAGCAUCUAGCUUUGGAUUAUUAUUUUGCAUAUUUGUUCCCAAAUGCUUUGUUAUUAUUUUUAGGCCAUAUGAAAACACCAGGAAACAUAUCAUGCAAAAGGAUCACCAUUAG
Messenger RNA from Engraulis encrasicolus (European anchovy), 2538 nucleotides. RefSeq names its product extracellular calcium-sensing receptor-like. Gene Ontology annotation, molecular function: G protein-coupled receptor activity. The transcript is spliced from 6 exons. Gene Ontology annotation, cellular component: plasma membrane. The record is from RefSeq and is a predicted model, not a curated record. Lineage: Eukaryota; Metazoa; Chordata; Actinopteri; Clupeiformes; Engraulidae. Bases 1 to 2538 code for a protein of 845 amino acids. Gene Ontology annotation, biological process: G protein-coupled receptor signaling pathway.